AUGAUCGCCCGUCUCUCAGCCCUCGUCCUCAUGGGUGAGACCGUCUGCCGCGACCCAGCUUGGCUCGACGUCUCGGUCAACUACACGAUCGAUGCCUUCCUGGCGGCCCGCGCCCUGCGCAUGUGGCCUUCCGUGCUCCGGCCUCUAGUCCACUGGUUCAUGCCAAGCUGCCAAAAGCUACGACAACACUUUGCCGUCGCGCGGGCCAUCGUCGCUCGUGAAGUUGAGAAUCGCACCUUGGCCAAACAGGGUCAGCGUGAUUCGGGAAAUGUACCACGUCGCGCCGAUGCACUGGAUUGGCUGGAAGAAAUCUCGACGGCGCAUGGGUCGGUGUCUGAUAGGCCACGUGAGCAGGUUGGAUUAGCGCUGGCGGCGAUUCAUACUACGUCUAACCUGUUGACGAACGUUGUGUAUGAUCUUGCAGCGUAUCCGGAAUACGUCGACCCGCUGCGGGAGGAGAUCAAGGCUGUGUUGGCGGAGGAUGGAUCUUUGAAGAAGACCAGUUUGCUGAAGUUGAAGUUGAUGGAUAGUGUGAUCAAGGAAUCACAGCGAGUGAAUCCUGUGAGCAUUGGUAAGUCAAGUAUUCCUCCCUCCCUCCCAUCAUUGCUUCUCUUCCUUCAUGUAUCCCUUCAAUGCUUUCUCCACGCAUCAUAUCAACUGAUCCUGCCGUCCUUGCCCACAGUAUCCAUGAACCGAGUCGCGCUCGCCCAAGUCCCUCUUUCAGACGGCACCGUUAUUCCCCGCGGAGCCACCAUCGCCGUAUCCGCACACAUCAACGAAGACGACGCCGUCUACCCUAACGCCUCCGCCUAUGACGGCUUCCGCUUCUACAAGAAGCGACAGGAGCCCGGGCACGAGCACCGGCACCAACUCGUCACAACGACGAGUGAGAACUUUAGCUUCGGCCACGGGCGUCAUGCUUGUCCGGGACGGUUCUUUGCGGCUAAUGAGACGAAGAUUUUGCUAAUGCAUAUGUUGUUGAAGUAUGAUUGGAAGUUUAAGGAUGUGAAAGGGAGACCGAGGAACUUUGAGAUUGGGACGGAAAGUAUUGCGGAUCCGAGUGUUGAGUUGUUGUUCAGGGGGAGGGUGCCUGACGUUGAUCUUGUGAUGUUGGGGGAGUGA
Messenger RNA from Penicillium brasilianum, 1122 nucleotides. The record is from the annotation of a GenBank genome assembly. Lineage: Eukaryota; Fungi; Ascomycota; Eurotiomycetes; Eurotiales; Aspergillaceae.